Molecule: messenger RNA, 1002 nt
Organism: Corticium candelabrum
Lineage: Eukaryota; Metazoa; Porifera; Homoscleromorpha; Homosclerophorida; Plakinidae
Product: G patch domain-containing protein 4-like
Exons: 7
Coding region: 112-822 (236 amino acids)
Cellular component (GO): nucleolus
Molecular function (GO): nucleic acid binding
Source: RefSeq, a predicted model, not a curated record
AAGACAAUUUUAGCUAAUACAAAUCGUUUUCUAGAUGUACUUUAAACACUGUUUGUCACAUUUAUUAACAUCCGGGUGUUUACUAAAUAGAGCCCACGUGGGCCCAACUUCAUGCGUAUGGAUUUUGCGAGAAGGCAGUUAGAAAAAACUGGAUGGAAAUACGGUUGUGGACUGGGAAAACACGAGAAUGGAGCUGCACAACCCGUUAAGGCUACAAUCAAAAUGGACACACGUGGCUUGGGAUUUGAUCCUGGCAAGGAGUUCAGUCAUGACUGGUGGACGAUGGCUUUCAACAAAACAGCUGAGAAGCUCUCUGUCACAAAUACGGAUUCUAGAUCAUCAGUACAAGUGUCUCAAGGUCGUGAAUGUUCCAGUGGAAAAAGUGGACCGAAAGGUGGUGACCUUGAGACAUAUCGAGGAUUUGUGAAGGAAUCUGUUGUUCCUGUUGAUUCACCCAUAAAAAAUGUCGUCACAACUGAGAUGGUUUCCGAUGACGAGCUCUUUCUUGCUUGCGGCGGACGAACAGCACACAGGGCAGCUCGACAUGGACUGAAAUUGAGUGGGAAGUUGAAAAGACUAGCAAAGCAAGAACACAAGUCAUCGUCUAUUAAGAAUGGCAAGUUGUUGGUAGUAGAAUGUAAAGCUAAGAAACACUGUCAAAGAAUUGAUGGAGUAGCACAAAAGGAAUGCAGCCCAUCUCUGAAUGUGGAUGUCUAUCAGAGUGUGGGGAGUAAUGAUGGUGUUUGUGUAUGUAAACACAAGAAACCUAAGAGACGAUUUCAAAGAGUCAGUGUUGUAUUACAAAAGGAAUGCAGUCUUUGACGGAUGUCUGCCAGAGUUUACAGUAUGAUGAAGCUGUGUGUUUAGUAAACAGAGAGAAAAGAGGAAAACACAGAUGACCACCUAGUCAAUGUUGUCGAACUCAUAAUUAUCAUAAUGUUUUACUCACUCUUUAAUAGAUCUAUUGAAACUCAUGCCGAAUAUAUAUAAGAGCGUUAUCAU